Molecule: messenger RNA, 3357 nt
Organism: Hemicordylus capensis (graceful crag lizard)
Lineage: Eukaryota; Metazoa; Chordata; Lepidosauria; Squamata; Cordylidae
Product: all-trans-retinol 13,14-reductase-like
Exons: 11
Coding region: 713-2533 (606 amino acids)
Source: RefSeq, a predicted model, not a curated record
GUAGCCUUUUGGUACUAUGAGUAGUUCAGGGCAGAUUAGCUGUCUGCCAAUUUCCUGCCGCCUUUCAGAACUGCAAUCUGAGCCCUACUUGCUUCCCUGCAGGCCACGCCCACCCACUGAACAGCUGACUGUCGGGUGGACGAGUUGGGCAGCAGAAGGAGCCACAGGGAGCAACCCGCAGGGAAAGAAUCUGGACUCGGAGCCCGGGCAUCGUGUGUGUAUAGCUCGCGCUGGCUGCCGCAUGCCAGCCGCCUCAACACCGGGGAAAGAGCGUCCUGGCCGGAACAAACAGUCCCUCCCCCCCGCGAACUGUGGGAUCUCCCGGGGAUUGUUGGCAAUCCGGGACUGUUAGCAACCCUAAGUGGGGUGUCUGAUACUGGGCAGCAGCUGCUGAUAGCUUCCAUGACCAAAAUAAGAGGCACCUGUCCUGGCCAUUUUAAGCGAUAGGUCUUCUUGCAAUGGAGACUGAGUUGAAAGAAAGAGAGAAAGAAAUCCCUUCCAGGAAUAAAUGCGAGCCGCGCGCCUCUUCUCCUUUUACUUAAUCGUCCUUCCUGCUAUUACUCACGCAUCACCCAGAUUACUCCUCCUCGGGGAUUGGCCAAAGAGAUCCGUGUAAGCAAUAACGUUAUGAAAGCAUGCCCUUCGCACUCGUUGAUGCCACGGUUGUGAUUACGCCGCCAUACCCAAGAACACACACACAGAGGGAAGAACCAUGUGGCUUUUACUGCUGCUGCCGCUGCUUGCCGUUCCGGUCUUGGGCCUGAUUUACAUCUAUCUUGUCCAUCGCACAGGGAGCCCUUUUAGCCCACUAGCUGCGUCCUCCUCCCCCAGACCUCUGAUCACGGACCCAGAGGCUCGUAAGAGAGUCCUCAAGAAAAGUUUCACCGCAGAGAAAGUGCCUCCCAACUUAGAUGCUAUCGUUAUUGGAAGUGGCAUUGGGGGUCUGUCUGUGGCAGCGGUCUUGGCAAAGGCGGGAAAGCGGGUGCUGGUACUGGAGCAACAUAGCAAGGCUGGAGGAUGCUGUCACACUUUUAAUAAGAAAGGCUUCGAAUUUGACACUGGCAUCCACUAUGUGGGGCAGAUGCAUGAGAACAGCAUGCUGCGGGUGAUCAUGGAUCAACUCACCGAUGGCCAACUCGAUUGGGUUCGGCUGCAGGACCCCUAUGACGUUAUAAGCCUUGGGAACAAGGACUACCACCUCUCCUCUGGCAAGAGGGCCUUUGUGGAAGAGUUGGAGAAGCAGUUCCCAGAGGAGAAAGAGGCCAUCAAAGAAUUCAUGAGGCUAUCAAAGAUUGUGGCUACACAUAUUGCUUUGAUAGCCAUUCUCAAGAUGAUUCCCUUGUGGUUGUCGGUGUUCCUGAUCCGACUGGGCUUCAUUCACUGGAUCUCACCGGUUUUCAAACUGGCAACUUCCAGCCACGGCAAAAUCAUAGAGAAACUGACCACCAACAAGGACCUGCGAGCAGUCUUCAGCUACUUCUUCUAUGGACUUCCACCGAAGGAUGCUAGUUUCCUCAUGAAUAUUCUGUUAAUCCAUCACUAUAAGCGUGGUGCUUGGUACCCAAAAGGGGGCCCUAGUGAAAUUGUCUUCAACAUCAUCCCUGUCAUCGAGCGGUCCGGAGGCACCGUGCUUUCGAAAGCCCGCGUGGGGCAGAUCUUGGUUUCAGAGAGUGGCGCAGCCAUAGGGGUGACUGUGCAGAAAGGAAGUGAAGGCGAGGUGAAAAUUUAUGCACCUGUGGUGAUUUCGGAUGCUGGCAUAUUCAACACCUUGGGGAAGCUGUUGCCUCCAGAGAUCAGAAGCAAACCAGAGAUCCAGUCCCAGCUUGACAAGAUCCAGCACAGCAUGGGCUCAUUCCUGGUCUUUGUGGGCCUUCAGGGCACAAAAGAAGAGCUCGGCAUUGAAUCGACCAACUAUUGGGUUUACUUAGACAAUGACCUGGAUGGCAUAUUCGCCAAAUAUGCUGCCCUUCCCAAAGAGGAAGUAAGCAACAACAACCUGCCAAUGAUGUUCAUCACCUUCCCAUCUGCCAAGGACCCCACAUACCAAGAGAGGCAUCCAGGUCGCUCUUGUAUGACCCUGCUCACCAUGGCUCACUACAGAUGGUUUGAGGAGUGGUCGGGGGGCCGUGUGAGGAAAAGAGGGUCUGAAUAUGAAACCUAUAAGAUGGAGAUUGCCCAGAAACUCCUGGACAUGGCUUUGGUGAAGUUUCCUCAACUCUCUGACAAGAUAGAAUUUGUUGAAGCCUCUUCCCCACUCAGCAAUCAGCACUACCUAGCUGCCCCACUAGGUGACAUGUAUGGUGCAGAGCAUGAUCUCGUCCGCUUCAGUCCGGAAGUCGUGGCUACCAUGCGGGCAAAGACCCCCAUCCAGAAUCUCUAUCUGACAGGUCAGGAUGUCUUCAGCUGCGGUCUAGCAGGAGCUCUGAAUGGGGGCUUGAUUUGUGCCUCAGCUGUGCUCGGACGUGUUGUCUACAUAGAUCUGGUACUCCUGAAAAGAAAGCUGAAGAGAUCUAACCACAAGAAAGAGGCCUAGUGCUGCCCGCCACAGUCAUCCUCUCGGAGAGUAAACAAUGGACUGUGAUUUGGUCCCUUUGCUAAGUUUGUGUGAAAAGAGAAUGGGCAUGGAGUGACAGUGGUGAACAACAUUUCCUCCCCACCCAAGAUUUAGAAAACAUUCCCACCUCCCCGCCUUGCCAUUUUCUGGAUUUGCUGAAACUUAGGGUGUACCUGAACCACCGGUGAUGCUAGAAGACGCAUUUGGGCCAAACGUGGUGGUUUCAAAAGCUGAGUGUUCCUCCGAAAAUCCUGACAGUCAAACAAAGCUUGGCUCUGAGAGAUUUGAGAGAAGAGCACGCUGGCAACUGCAGUGGCUUCACAGGAGGCUUUGGGAUCCAUCUAACCGCUGUGUGUGGAACACAGGAAGCUGCCCUAUAAUGAGUCAGACCAUUGGUCUAUCUAGCUCAGUAUUGUCUGCACAGAUUGGCAGCGGCUUCUCCAAGAUUGCAGGCAGGAGUCUCUCUCAGCCCUAUCUUGGAGAAGCCAGGGAGAGAACUUGGAACCUUCUGCUCUUCCCAGAGCGGCUCCAUCCCCUAAGGGGAAUAUCUUACAGUGCUCACACUUCGUCUCCCUUUCGUAUGCAACCAGAAUGGAUCCUGCUUAGCUUAAGGGGACAAGUCAUGGUUUCUACGUGGACACCGCUUGCUAUGUGGCCAUGCUUGCUAUGUGGACACCCCAGUGCCAUUUCGAACAUUGGGUGUAAGGUUUGGCCUUGCAGUAGGACUUGAGUCAAAACCACCUGAACCAAAAUUGUGGGGGAGCACCGGGCAGGAGGUAAAUGCAAUAAAUACAUAAAUUAAA